AUGUGCUCUUUACUUACCUUCGACGUAUCCGCUGCGCAGAGUGCGGCCCCUCAACAACAACAUAUUGCCGACGACCUCCUGCUUGGUGGAGAUGUGGACGUGUCGGAAUUGUUGCGAUGCGAUGAUACAGGGUCCCCUUUCAGCUGGGAGAGGGACAGCAGUUCCGGCGGUGUUUUCGGCGGAGACCCGAACAGCACGGAUCAGAUUCCCUUCUCGCUUUCCCUCGCCCCUUGCGCCCAGGACCCUUUCAUGCGCGGCAACAAUCUCCAUCUCAUGCCUAGCCCAGAUUUCAGCGGGAGUCCUCUCUUUAGCCCUAACCCCGAGGCUGAAGACGCCAGCUCCAUCUCCCCUGCGCUCCCCGACAUCCAACUUCAUCACCUCCAUCCAAAGCCAACGCGCCGACGCCUGCAUUACUACCACUGUUUUGAGCUCGGCUGCGAAGGUAAACAAUUUGCGUCGCUGGGGAACUUCAACCGCCACCAGAAGGAGAAGCACGGGCUGUCGAGACGGUAUGACUGCAAGCGAUGCGGGAAGUCGUUUACGCGAUCGACUGCUAGGAAGGAUGGUGGGGACCAGGCCUCCAUCUACGGCUGA
Messenger RNA from Aspergillus mulundensis, 594 nucleotides. RefSeq lists its product as uncharacterized. The transcript is spliced from 3 exons. NCBI's taxonomy places the organism in Eukaryota, Fungi, Ascomycota, Eurotiomycetes, Eurotiales, Aspergillaceae. Bases 1 to 594 code for a protein of 197 amino acids. The record is from RefSeq and is a predicted model, not a curated record.